This is a messenger RNA of Funneliformis geosporum, 2955 nucleotides long. NCBI's taxonomy places the organism in Eukaryota, Fungi, Glomeromycota, Glomeromycetes, Glomerales, Glomeraceae. The record is from the annotation of a GenBank genome assembly.
AUGGAUGACGCUUUUAUAAAAAGCCCGAAAGAAAUCUUGGAUUUUUUUCAAGUUGUCAUCGAUAAAGGGUUGACACAAAAGCAAGUCGAAGAAUCAGAAGAAAAGUAUGGUAAAAAUGAGUUACCUCAGGAAGAAUCAACACCUUUGUUGAAACUAAUUUUAGAACAAUUUGAGGAUCAACUUGUUCAAAUUCUCUUGGCUUCUGCGGCAGUAUCUUUUGUUCUCGCAUUACUUGAAGAAGCGAAUGAACAAGGAACCGCAUUUGUAGAACCAAUUGUGAUCCUUUUGAUCCUUUUCGCAAAUGCUUUUGUAGGGGUUAUUCAAGAAAGUAACGCUGAAAAGGCCAUUGAGGCGUUAAAAGAGUAUUCACCAGAUGAGGCAAAGGUUUUACGUGAUGGCCAUCAUUCCAAAAUUCACGCUUCCGAACUUGUUCCCGGUGAUAUAAUUGAUAUCGCUGUAGGUGAUAAAGUUCCUGCUGAUUCCCGAUUAUUAAAAAUAUAUUCAUCAACUUUUCGAGUAGAUCAAGCGAUCCUUACCGGUGAGAGUGUUAGUGUUAACAAGGAUAUAGAAGCUAUUAACGAUACACGAGCAGUAAAGCAGGAUCAGAUAAAUAUUUUAUUUUCGGGAACUACUGUCGUGUUAGGGAAAGGUCGUGCUAUAGUAGUAAAAACCGGUAGUAGUACAGCAAUAGGAGACAUUCAUAAAAGUAUUACAUCUCAAAUAUCCGAGAAAACGCCUCUUAAACGUAAACUGGAUGAGUUUGGUGAUUUAUUGGCGAAGGUCAUCUCUGUUAUUUGCGUUCUCGUAUGGCUCAUAAACAUUCGUCACUUCAAUGAUCCUUCACAUCACGGCUGGCUCAAAGGUGCUAUCUAUUAUUUUAAAAUCGCUGUGGCACUCGCUGUUGCCGCUAUUCCUGAAGGGUUGGCUGUAGUGAUCACAACAUGCUUAGCUCUAGGUACGAAAAAGAUGGCCAAUAAAAAUGCUAUUGUACGUUCUCUACCAUCGGUUGAGACAUUAGGUUGUACGAGCGUCAUUUGUUCAGAUAAAACUGGCACACUCACAACGAACGGCAUGAGCGUUUCAAGGGUACUCGUGUUAUCUUCAGAAGGGACAAAUCUUCAAGAAUAUCAUGUGGACGAUUCUAGUUACGCUCCACAUGGUAACAUAUAUACUGCCGACGGUAAAAUUGUUGAUUCCCUCCCUAUAACGAGUAUAUGUGUCAAUGAGCUGGCUCAAGUGUGUGCUUUAUGUAAUGAUUCCCGUAUCGCAUAUGACGAAAAAACUUCGACAUAUCAUAAUGUCGGUGAACCGACUGAAGCAGCCCUAAAAGUUUUAGUGGAAAAACUUGGUACAGACAACAAAGAAAUGAAUGAUUCUCUAGAUGCUUAUUCAUUAAAGGCCCGUGCUACGGCUUGUAAUGAUUAUUAUGAAAAUCAAAUCCAUCGGUUGGCCACCUUAGAGUUCUCACGUGAUAGAAAAUCCAUGUCUGUGCUUGUCCGACCAAUUAACAAUCCAUCCACCGCUACCUUACUCGUCAAGGGGGCGCCAGAAUCAAUACUUGAUCGAUGCGUUUCCGUUAGAUUAUCUAAUACAACUAGUACAAGUAUCACACCGGCUAUUCGCGAAAAGAUAGAGGAAAAAUUGUUGGAAUAUGGUAGAAAGGGUUUACGUAUCCUUGCUAUGGCCAAGGUAGAUGGUUGUGACCCACGAAUGAAUGGUUGGGAUCUCACUGAACCUAAAAAUUUCAAAAAUAUCGAAAAGGAUAUGACUUUCCUUGGUCUUGUUGGCAUGCUUGAUCCACCUCGCCCAGAAGUUAAGGAUAGUAUCCGUAAAUGCAAAACGGCCGGAAUUCGUGUAAUUGUCGUCACAGGCGAUAAUCAAAGUACUGCAGAGGCUAUUUGCAGGAAAAUUGGUAUUUUUGGUGAACAUGAAGACAUAACGGGAAAAUCAAUAACUGGCAGAGAAUUCGACGAUUUAUCACAAAGCGAGAAACUUGAGAUUGUCAAACGCGCAAAUUUAUUUUCCAGAACAGAACCAGCCCACAAAAGUGAACUUGUGGAGAUACUAAAGAGCCAAGGUGAAGUUGUUGCAAUGACUGGAGAUGGUGUAAAUGAUGCUCCAGCUCUCAAAAAAGCCGAUAUUGGUAUAGCAAUGGGGUCCGGUACUGAUGUAGCCAAAUUGGCUGCUGAUAUGGUUCUCGCUGAUGAUAAUUUCGCGAGUAUUGAGGGGGCCGUUGAAGAGGGUCGAUCAAUAUAUAAUAAUACAAAACACAUAUUUCUUACGGUAUUACUCGGUAUGCCAGAAGCGCUUAUUCCUGUUCAGUUACUUUGGGUGAAUCUUGUAACCGAUGGUCUUCCAGCAACUGCCCUCGGGUUCAAUCCUCCUGACCAUGAUAUCAUGCGCCAACCCCCACGAAGUGGUCGUGAGCCAAUCGUUGGCAGAUGGUUAUUUUUCCGAUAUAUGAUUAUAGGCAUUUAUGUUGGUGGCGCGACCGUAUUCGCAUAUGCUUGGUGGUUCUUAUUUUAUGAUCAAGGACCACAAAUUUCUUUCUAUCAAUUGUCAAACUUUCAUCAAUGCAACGAAUUGUUCCCCGAAAUUGGCUGUGAAAUGUUUAUUAAUGAAAUGGCGAAACGUGCCACCACAAUGUCGCUUUCGGUAUUGGUUACCAUAGAAAUGUUCAACGCCACAAAUUCUCUUAGUGAAAACGAGAGUUUAUUAACUUUGCCCGUAUGGUCCAAUAUAUACCUUGUGUUAUCCAUCAUACUUUCAAUGAUUUUACAUUUCAUGAUACUCUAUGUUCCAUUCUUUUCGAACCUAUUUGCCAUUCUUCCUCUAAAUUGGGUAGAGUGGCAAGCUGUAUUAUGGAUAUCCUUUCCCGUAAUCGUAAUCGAUGAAAUAAUGAAAUUUGUGAGCAGGGUAUUUGUUGCUCCACCAACAAAAAUUAAAACUGAAUAA